ACGUCAGUGUGCUCUCAAAACAAAUACGUAUACUGCAUGCUGUGUACAAUAUUGUGCGCCUUGUUCAUCUAUGCGUUUUGAGUCUUCUAUUUGCGACUUAUUAAGCGUUAUUUCAUACUAGAAUCCUAGAGGAUUUGUGCAUCAGUCCAUUUAGCUCGUAUUUUCGCCCCAAAGUCCCGUCCAGAGCCGGUUGUCGUCGCAACAAUGGAAGUAGAUCGCGUCGCAUCGGACUCUGAAAACGUGGCGGCGGACGAAAAACAAGUCGAGGUCGACGGAGCUGGGGACGCGGCCGCCUCGCAACCGGAGAAAUUGCGUCGCAAAAACAAGAAAUACUCCCGUAGCAACAGCAAGGAAGCCGCCGCACCUGUUACUGGCGUCAGCUCGUUUCCAAAGUAUCGCAGCUGGAAGAAUAGCCGCCGACCGCGCAAUGGGCACGGCAGGGGCUUGCCUAAGAAAGGUGGCGCUGGUGGUAAAGGCGUUUGGGGAGUACCAGGGUCGGAGCUCCUCGAGGAGUACGUGGAAGACGCGAACGAUCCCAACUACGACUCGGAAGCUGUCACCAACGGCGAUGUGGAGUUCAAGCAGGUCAUAGUCGAGGCUGAUCCCGAGGAGAUCGCGCGCAAAUCGGAGCCUGUGAUACUGGAGUACUUCGAACAUGGGGACACGAAUGCGGCCGCUGAAGAUUUCUUAGAGUUCCUCACGGCUAUGAGGAGUCAUGUGGUGUGUGAAACAAUAGUAGAGAUAGCAUUAGAGCAUAAACCUUCCCACUGUGAAAUGGCGUCCGUUCUCAUAUCGGACCUUUAUGGCAGGGUGUUCUCAGCCAAGGACAUCGGCCAUGCGUUCAGCCGGCUGCUGGACAAGCUGCCGGACCUGGCGCUGGACACGCCGGACGCGGCGGUGCUGCUGUCCAACUUCAUCGCGCGCUGCGUCGCCGACGACUGCCUGCCGCCCAAGUUCGUGCAGACGCAGGCGGCGCGCGGCGACGAGCUCAACCCGCCCGCCAGACAAGCGAUACACAGGGCAGAGACGCUGCUGUCAAUGAAGCAAGGGUUGGUGCGACUGGACAACAUAUGGGGUGUCGGCGGUGGCAUCAGGCCGGUGAAGUCGCUGAUCCGCCAGAUCCAGCUGCUGCUGAAGGAGUACCUGACGUCCGGCGACCUGGCGGAGGCGAUGCGCUGCGUGCGCGACCUGGAGGUGCCGCACUUCCACCACGAGCUCGUUUACGAGACAGUAUUAUUAGCGGUGGAGGCGAUCAACUCUAGCGUGGAGGAACAGUUGUGCAUGUUCUUGGCUGAGUUGAGGCGAUGUGUUAUCGUCACCCCGGACCAGAUGGACAGGGGUUUCCUGCGGGUUCUGGAGGACAUGUCGGACAUAGUGCUGGACGUGCCGCUCGCGUACAUAAUGCUGGACCGCUUCGUGGAGCGCUGCCAGCUGCGGUUCCGUCUCGGCGCCAACGUCGUCCAGCGCAUGCCCACUAGGGGUCGCAAACGCUUCGUAUCCGAGGGUGACGGCGGCGCCAUCAAAGACCACGCGCUCAAACUGCGCGAGUAGACGCGCUAGCUUGUAUGUUUGCACUACGUCAUAUGCGAUGCGCGAUAGAACGUACAAUAUAUAUAUACAUAUAUGUAUGUAUAUUCGACAUUUUAAUAUGGUACACAUUUGAAUUAUCCUAUUUGCAUUUAAUAAAAUUCAUCGGUAUCUUAAUAUAAAUGCGAAAGGUUAAUGGGGAUGAUGACUAGGUUUGAAUAUAUUGAUUUUUAUGAUACAUUCGGGUAAAUAGGGUCAAUGUUAACUAAUUUAUACAUAAAAAGCAAAGAUUGUCUGAAUAUUUGCAAAAUAAAUGAGAUUAUAAAAUUUCAAAAUCUAUUAAAAAUAUUUUAUCGUAAUUAGAUGAAAAUUCAUACAGUUUUAGCUUCCUUACAUUAAAUGUGACAUUUUUUAAUAGAUAAACUAUAAACAUAAACGCACAAAUAACAAAGAUAUUAGUAAUUUUGUUUGAACGCGCAUACAAAUCUAACGAUCAUUACAUUGGCUAUGACGUCAUUAGUUCGAGCCAUUUUGUAUGGGGCGUUUUUCAGGGAUCCGCGGCAGCGCCGCAAAUCUGCCUCUUUAAAUCCCUGUAGCUCCGAAAGUAAUGAUCGCAGAUACCCUGUUACUUUUACAAAAUUGCUUUACUAUUAGCAUACACUUAAUUUAUAUACAAUUUAAAAAACUGUCAUCAUCCCUAUUAUCACAUAAUCUCAAAAACAGCUUGACGCUUUAGCGAUUUAACGUUCCGGUACGAUGUCGUGUAGAAACCGAAAGGAGUGUGGAUUUUCAUCCUCCUCCUUACAAGUUAGUCCGCUUCCAUCUUAGAUUGCAUCAUCACUUACCAUCAGGUGAGAUUGUAGUCAAGGGCUAACUUGUAAAGAAUAAAAAAAAUGCUUGAUGUAAAAAGAUGUUGGUAGGGAGGUAGUUUAUAGUUGAGGUACGUUAAGAGCGGAUUUUACGAGAGAGCCGGAUUAAGGAGGUCUAAAGGCGGACGGAUCCACGGGCGUCUGCUAGUACUCAAUAUAUCCGAAUCCUAAUCGGCUGGGCCGAUGGACGUUAGGGUCCCAAGGUGCUGGAAUGGCGACCCCGCAAUAGAAAGCGCAGUGUUGGUCGACCCCCCACCAGCUGGACUGACGAUAUAUGACUGAUAAAAAUAAUGAUACCGUCUUGUUAUUUUUAGAAGAUCCUCAAUCUCCUUCAUCGGUUCUCAGAUGUAAUAGUUUUUCAUUUCUUUUAUGAAAAUAUAUUUAAAAAUGUAUAAAUAAAAUGUUUUUAUUAAUACAUUUUUAGAAUUAUCAGAAAAUGGAAUUCCAAUUAAUAAUGAUGAUUAAAGAUUGUCAUUUGUUAUCUGUUCUAUAAAAAUUCGAUGACAUUAAAAGAUUUUUUUUUAUCCUUAACAAGUUAGACCUUGACUGCAAUACGUAAGUGAUGAUGCAAUCUAAGAUGGAAGCGGAGUAACUUGUAAUGAAUGGAUGAAAAUCCACACCCAUUUCGUUUUCUACAUUACAACGUACCGGAACGCUAAAUCGCUUGGCGGUACGACUUUUAUCGAUAUGAUAACUAGCCACGGCCGAAGCCUCCCACCAGUCAAACCUGGGUACCAUAUUAAAAUCCUCGAUUUUACAUUAUAUACAAAUCAGUACAAAACCAAUAUUUUAUAUAUAAUAUGUAUCAGACCUAGAAUAACAGUUAAAACUGUUUUUUUUUUUAUACUAAAAUGCAAUUAAAUUGAGAAAUCCCAUUUCUGAUACAAAUUAAGAUAUUAAUUAUACAAUAUCUGAGUAAUAACUUGCUAUAAAAUGACCAUAAUCAAUUAAUAGACAUUUUUUAAUACUAUAUACAUAAUAAUUAUAGUUCUUUGUCAUUAUGUCAAUAUGUCAAUAGGACGCCAUCUUGUAUUUUUUUUUUCAAUUAAUUAUUAGACUCCGCGCCACGAAAGAAGUCGCGCGGCUAAAACGUGAACUAAAAUUGACAGCGCCUUAUACAAAUGACAACGAGUGUCAAUAAGACAUUAGCGCCGCGUCUUUGGGACUUGUUUCGUGGCGCGGACUAUAUCUGUGCAUGCAAUGGUAUUUAGAUGUAUGCAUAAUAAAAUGUACCUAAAUAUAUUCCUAAAAUAUUGAACGAAUGCAAUACACAUAGUGAGGACGCUUCCACGUUUAUAUUACUAAAAUUAAAAUUAUAAUAUUUAAGUAACAAUAUUACAAUUAACAAAAUAUAGUAUACAGAUUAACUAUUAUUAACAUUGAACUACGUUAAAAUUGUCUGUGACGCGUAAUGGCGCGUAUGUCUUCAUUUGUCAUUCUUUUUUUUUUUAAUUUACUAAGCUCAGGGUGUUAGCCAUUUUGAAUUUGGUGUCAGUCCACUUGACACUUUGAUUUAGAACCAUAGACAAGCGUUUUUUUGUUUAAUGUAAUAAUUAAUAUUUAAGUAUAUAUUUUUUAAAACGGCACGGCAUUUGUGAGUACCUUUUCUUUUUUUUUUUUAAUUAUUGUGCCAUUUGUAUGAAGAUAUUGAGAAUUUUUGAGGCGUGUAUGUUUUUGAUUUGCGAUGUUCUUCAAAGCUGUAUGCUCGUAUGUUUUUUUUUUCAUUAUUGAAUUGUAUGAAUGUAUGGAGGAUAACCAUUGAUAAAGAUUUUUUACUGCAGAAAGAAUUUUGUUAGAAUAGGCUAAUUGUCACUUUUUAAAAUGGUGUUAAAUUGUGAAAAUAAAAAAUUUUGAGACGUAAAUACAUGAAAAUUUUUAAUUUUUAAAUAUUUUUUUGACAAUUAGAGCCAAAACACUUACCAUACCAUAGAUAUUUUUUGUCGAAUUUCUUGUUCUUACGUACUAUAAGUAGUACAGAUAUAGUAAGUAGGAGGUUAUUUUUUAUCGUUUCAUGACGUCACGUAAGCACUAAACCUUAACCAAACGGUUUAAUGUUUGUCAAGUGUCUAUUUUGUGACGUCAUGAUGUUACUUUAUGCUAUCAACCGUAAUCGUAGGAAUAAACAUAAACUAAGGCAUGUCCAAUUUUUUGCUUCUCUCAGUCCUGCUAAAACACUGUUUAGUGUUUCCGGGUUUACGUGACGUCAUGACACAGAUAAAAUAUAGACCUUGGCCGAUAGCGUUUUAGCUCGUAUUGACAAAAAAUAUUUAAUUUUUUUUUUUUUCUGAAAAAAUAUGAUACUUUUUUUCAAUAUAGUAGAACGAUAAUGAACAAUUUAAAAUUUUUCAGUUAGCCUAUUAUGUACUAGCCUAUUAUAUAUUUGACAAAAUUUCCGGCUCUUUAAAUAAGUCUACCUGACUUUCAAACCAUUUUGAGAAAUUCAAUACUUUAAUUUUAAGUACAAAUGUAAAAUUGUCUUUGCUUUUAUUUCUAUGGUUUUUCACUACCACUGCUAUAAGUAUGGUAGUUUUCUAUUAUUAUUUUAUAAUAAUAGAAAAUAUUUUUAUAAAUAUAUUGGUAAAUUAUCAUAAUUUAAAAGUUCAUUUAGCGAUGACGUCACUAGUCAUGCGUUGCAUCCUUUUCAUCCACUACCAAUGGAUUAAGACAGAAUAUAUAUAUAUUUUUAAUUUUCUUUCAUAAACUACAAAAUCCUUUUCAUCCCCUACCAAUGGAUUAAGACAGAAUAUAUACAUUUUUUUAAUUUUCUUUCAUAAACUACAAAAUCCUUUUCAUCCCCUACCAAUGGAUUAAGACAGAAUAUAUUUAUUUUUUUUAAUUUUCUUUCAUAAACUACAAAAUCCUUUUCAUCCCCUACCAAUGGAUUAAGACAGAAUAUAUACAUUUUUUUAAUUUUCUUUCAUAAACUACAAAAUCCUUUUCAUCCCCUACCAAUGGAUUAAGACAGAAUAUAUUUAUUUUUUUUAAUUUUCUUUCAUAAACUACAAAAAAGUCUUAAAAGUCGUUCAUCGUGUCAUACGCAGUCGUAGUGAAAAGAUGGGAAUGUACAAUAAUGCAUUUUUUUUUAAAUAAUUACUUAUAGUUACUUUCGUAGACACAGUACCCGGUGAAAAUACACAAUUAAAAAAAAUUGUGUGUCUGACUGUCUAAAUAGUGUAUGUUGUCCCGCAGCAUACACUAUGUACUACUCAAUACUUAUGUCUGUUAUUUGUCUCAUCACUACAAAGACAAACAGUUGGCAUAACCUUGCAACAGCGCAGUUCAACAACCUCGUACGCCAGUUCGAAGUUACAUCGCCCUGUCGGAAAUGCAAUUUCUGAGCGGCCGAAGGUCAUGCUUUCUGCAUACAGCUUGUAUACUCUAUUUUAGCUUGGCAACUUCGUUCGUAACACUCCCGAUGUUCCGCGCGGGCCGGGGAGGCGUGUAGCGAUGAACGAAAAACCCACGACUGAUGCACGUCACGAUUUCACACCCGCGCAGUCUUUCCCCCCCGUCGCCCGCAUAUCAUGGGAGUGUUAUCAACGAACUUUCCAGACUAUAAUUAAACCAUUAAUCGGUCACUCAUAGAGGUAACUGGAACAAAUUGUAGUAUAUAAUUGCUUGUGACAGAGAUGACAAUAUAAUUUACUUUGCGUGGGACAGAGAACGCUAUGUAAAGGAAGCUUUUUUUUUUUAGAUGAGGGUAGUUGUGUAUUUUGCGGGUAGUGUGAUAAUAUAGUGUUAAGUUGUAUUAUUCGCCUGUCGUGGCUGAUGCGAUGUGUAAAUAUUGCCUCGAGGCAGAAAUUAAAUAAAGAUAUGUUCAAUA
Molecule: messenger RNA, 6219 nt
Organism: Bicyclus anynana (squinting bush brown)
Lineage: Eukaryota; Metazoa; Arthropoda; Insecta; Lepidoptera; Nymphalidae
Gene: Pdcd4
Product: programmed cell death protein 4
Exons: 10
Coding region: 205-1551 (448 amino acids)
Biological process (GO): negative regulation of DNA-templated transcription
Cellular component (GO): cytosol; nucleus
Source: RefSeq, a predicted model, not a curated record